This is a messenger RNA of Grus americana (Whooping crane), 1648 nucleotides long. It is a transcript of the gene SNAPC5, whose product is annotated as small nuclear RNA activating complex polypeptide 5. The record is from RefSeq and is a predicted model, not a curated record. The transcript is spliced from 3 exons. The coding region runs from base 235 to 486 and encodes 83 amino acids. Gene Ontology annotation, cellular component: nucleus. Gene Ontology annotation, biological process: transcription by RNA polymerase II; transcription initiation at RNA polymerase III promoter. NCBI's taxonomy places the organism in Eukaryota, Metazoa, Chordata, Aves, Gruiformes, Gruidae.
AAGAAGAGUAAAAAGUAGCGAUGGCCUUUGCUGGGCUUCACCUUUUCCCUGAUUUAAACCGGCCCCGCGUGGGGCCAUGACGAGAAGUGGCCGCGCGGUGGCAGCUGCCGCCCGGAAACGUGCAAAUGGCGGCGGCGUGACGUCAGGCGGGGGCGGGGCUCCACCCCCCACACGGCAGGGGGCGCUGUGGCUCCCGGCUCCCCACGCGCGCGGCGCGGCCCGGCCCGGCGGAGGAUGCUGAGCCGGCUGCAGGAGCUGCGCAAGGAGGAGGAGACGCUGCUGCGCGUGAAGGCGGCGCUGCACGACCAGCUCACCCGCCUCAAGAGUCCAAGAAAUAACUACUGCAAAGGCUUCUGUGUUCCCUUGCGGGCAGGUGGAAGAGCUGGCGCUGCAGUCUAUGAUCAGGGCCAGGGAGGAGAACCGAACAGUCUCUGCGGCAGCUGCUGCGGAGGAGGCACACAAAACUCUUGGGCAGAUGGACAAUGAGGCUGCAAUCAAUCAAACUGAGUUACACCUAAGUCUUCAAAAUCAUGAAGAGGAGGAGGAGGAAGAGGAGGAAGAAUCUGAUUCUUGAGAGAAAAAAUCAGAGAUGGUUUUUAAUACAGACUCAGGAAUUUCUUCUUCAUUCAUAUAAAAUUCAGCAACUGAUUUUCAUUUUGUCCUGUACAUGAACUGUAUGAUAGGCAAGACUCCUGGAGUCUAGUCUAGGGAAGUUCCACCAGAACACAUGAAUGUCACAACCUUGGCACAUCUUGACUCAGAUGUUAAAAGAAUGAAAAUUUGCUGCAGAAAUAUGUAGCAUAAUCUGUUCCAUACUUAAAACCUACCAUGUAGCUUACUACAUCUUUAUAGGUGGAUGGGAGAAGUCAUUAAUCACGUCAGUCUAAUUUAACAUGUACACUAAAAGCAAUAAUUCAUCUGUUCUUAUUUCCUGAUGCUGAAAAAUAAAACCAGGCCUGGAGGCUGGUUGCUGAACCAAUGAUUAUAUUACAACCUCAUCUGCUUAAACUGGGAAUGUUAAGAUGUACAGUGAGAAAAGAUGUGUCCAGGAUUGUUGUGAUCUCAAUUACACGGAAACCUGGACUUAUGCUCCCUGUAAAUGUGAUAGAGAUGUUGGUACAUGGGGAGGAGCAGGGACCGCACCAUCAGCCUAAUCCUGGGCGUGGGAACCUCUUUGUACCUCCUGGUGCUCUUCUAAAGUACUAUCAGUCUGUGACAGCACAGUAUUUUAUGUCACGCUCUUUCAGAGUAGCAGCCAAUGAGCCUUUUAUUUGUCCACAAAUUGUACAGUAAGAAUUGGUCCCUGUGACUUAUUAUUUUUAAAUUAGUGGGUUUUUUUACCCUGACAGUAACUUCAAAUCAAUGCAAAUCCACCUUCUGCUUUCAAGUGAGCUUCAAGGAGGAGUAUGAGGAGUUUAAGAACUUGGUUAUAAACCAGAAAGUGAUGUGAAGUCCCCUCCAUGGUUCUUCUAAUCAUACAGUAAUAAGCUAGUGCUGCUCUUACCAAUGACAGUAUGUUCUUUCUCCUUGUGGAGUACAGACACCAUGUGGUGCAGCUGGUUAUUGUUAAAGACUUGUUUUAAAGCACAGAAACCCAAAUUCUGUUAAGCUGAUUCAAAACAGACAAUAAAAGUAACUUUGUCAGCUU